Cladophialophora bantiana CBS 173.52 is the source of this 1269-nucleotide messenger RNA. RefSeq lists its product as uncharacterized. Gene Ontology annotation, molecular function: protein binding. Bases 1 to 1269 code for a protein of 422 amino acids. The transcript is spliced from 6 exons. Lineage: Eukaryota; Fungi; Ascomycota; Eurotiomycetes; Chaetothyriales; Herpotrichiellaceae. The record is from RefSeq and is a predicted model, not a curated record.
AUGGAGGUGGUGUUGAAUAUUGGCUUGAGAGAGGUCGAAACGGAGGCAUGCCAACUUCUCAACAUCCUAGCAUUCUUUGACAACGAUAAUAUUCACAUGGAUUUGUUGGUGGGACCACAUGAGGAUCCGUUGCUUGAGAUGCUACAUUUAUACUCACCUAUGCGAUGGAACCGGAUGACGAGCAAUCUAUCGAAAAGGCGUCUUAUCACAGUGCGAAAUCACGAUGGCGAAGAAGUCUUGACCAUUCACCGCAAGUUGCAGGCGAAGGUCCUAGAGGAGCUCAAUCAACUCGAUAAUGCGGCAGAACGAACCAAAGUCUUCGAAAGAGGUUUCUUGCUUAUUCGAGGGGAGUUCGCUCGUCCUUCGCCAAUUCGGGUUCUGAGUAUAAAACGAUUGUGGCAGUCGAGGAUUGUCGAGAUUCCACCUUCAGUCAAGCUGGCCCGGCUUAUUUCUGACGCCGGUAUUGACCUGUGGGAAAGAUACCUGACAGUCGAAUGGCUGGAGCUUCUCAUAUCAGCAGAAGCUCUCCUCGAUCAAGGCGGGUUCCGGCAAGAUCUUCUCUGUGCCAACAUUCAUGUUGUGUUCAAAGAAGCAGCGCGCAUCUUUGACAUGUGCUUCGAGAAAUAUCAGCGAUGGGGACCUCCAGAAGAGAUUCCAUAUGAGUAUGCCAAGUAUUACCAUCACAAAGCCUACUGCCUUAUGUACGAAGGAAACUUUGAACAAGCCGUUCUCAUGGCCGAGCAUGGAUUUUAUUGGGUGCAAGUUGCCACCGGACAACCAGCCGGAUCCAAUAGAUGGCGCUGCGACCUCGCCUGUCUGGUCCUGCAAAGUGGUGAUAAAGAGCAUGCUCUGAAGCUGCACAAGGAGGUACUAACAAGUAGAGGCCAGGCUCAUAAGGGGUUGAAUGAAUUGAGCGAGGUGGAACUAUAUAUGAGAAAAAUUCUCGACAUCGACCAGGCCCACCCAGGUAUAUGCACGAAGGCAGCUCUGGCGCAAGUUCAAUUCAAUCUUUCGCAGAUACUUGCGGCUCGAGCAGAAGAUUCUGGUGUGAGACAAGCCAAGCUUUCUGCACGUCUCCAGGAGUCAGCCAUCCUGGCACAUCCUCUUGGGCCUUUAGAAACAGACACAGGCCAAGGCCAAGAUGGACUGCUCACAUCGAGUCUGAAUAGAAUACCCGAGGACCACGAGUUAGUAUUAUUCGACCACCUUCAGCCCGUUUUUGAGGGGUGGUUUACAGGACCACAUCUGCCGAAAUACCUUCAGUAUUAG